Messenger RNA from Ooceraea biroi (clonal raider ant), 4356 nucleotides. RefSeq names its product pyruvate dehydrogenase kinase (gene Pdk). Gene Ontology annotation, molecular function: pyruvate dehydrogenase (acetyl-transferring) kinase activity. Gene Ontology annotation, cellular component: mitochondrion. The record is from RefSeq and is a predicted model, not a curated record. Gene Ontology annotation, biological process: protein phosphorylation; regulation of glucose metabolic process. Lineage: Eukaryota; Metazoa; Arthropoda; Insecta; Hymenoptera; Formicidae.
AACGUUACGGCAAAACGUUUAUGAAACGGUUUUGAAACCAAUGUGUGCUGCCUGGGUUAGCAACAAAACUUUAUGCAAUUUUUAUAUUUGUAUUUUGGACAAUUCGAUCGCCGCUGUAGUUGUCACAAUUAACACAAUGAGCCAUUAAUUAGCAACGCACGUCGAGCGAUCGCGACUGAUCGUGAAAUUAAAUCGCACGCGCGUGCUACUGCCGAGUCUCCCCGUCGGGCCGAUUGGUCGCAUGCGCAUGCGCGGCCCGGCGCGGAGCGCAUUACCGCACCGCGGUACGUGGUGUUCUCAGCGUUCGCGGCACUCCGCUGACGCGAGUUCCUUUGACCGUGCACGACGUCGACCGGCGCUGCCUCGCAUCCUCGCGCGCAGAGGAAGCCGAGCACCAUCGUCCCCAUCUCGACCGUCCUGCCGGAAGCAGGCACCCCCGACGUAUUUUCGCGAGCAGCCUGCAGCGCGCCGGAUACGAUCGGGCGAGGAUAUUUGAUGUGUAACGACGAGGACGCGCGGCGCGAUGAAGCUCACACGGAACUGCCUCGGCAACAUCGGCAAGAUGUUGGACUUCUACUCGCAGUUCAACCCCUCGCCGCUCUCGAUAAAACAGUUCAUCGAUUUCGGUUUAAGUGCCUGUGAGAGAAAAUCCUUUAUAUUCCUGAGGAAGGAACUGCCAGUACGUCUUGCCAACAUUAUGAAGGAGAUCCACUUGCUGCCAGACAAUCUGCUGAAGAUGCCUAGUGUGGGUAUUGUGAAUAACUUAUAUGCCACUUCCUUCGACGAAAUAAUAGACUUUGAGAAAGCCGAAAUCAACGAGACCACUUUAGACAAAUUCUGCCAAGCUUUGAUCAAAAUCCGGAACAGACACACCGAUGUCGUUCAGACGAUGGCGCAGGGCGUGCUGGAGCUGAAGGAAUCCCAUGACGUGGACGUACAAACUGAGAACAGCAUUCAGUAUUUCCUUGACAGAUUCUUCAUGUCUCGCAUUUCCAUUCGCAUGCUGAUUAAUCAGCACACUCUCCUCUUCGGUGGUCAGCUGAACGGGCAUAGUAGACACGUAGGCUGCAUAGAUCCAUCUUGCGACGUGAUGGCGGUUAUUAAGGACGCGUAUGAGAACGCGCGUUUUCUGUGCGAUCAAUAUUACCUGGCCAGCCCGGAAUUAGUAGUGAAGCAGCAUAAUGAACUUGAACGCAGCAGUGAGAUCAGGAUCAUUUAUGUGCCGAGCCACUUGUACCACAUGUUGUUCGAGCUGUUCAAGAACAGCAUGCGAGCUGUCAUGGAGCACCAUGGAUCAGAUUCGGACAAUUAUCCGCCACUCGAGGUCCUACUGGUGCGCGGCAAGGAGGAUAUUUGCGUGAAGAUAUCUGACAAGGGUGGCGGCAUCCCUCGUUCACAGACGGACCAUUUAUUUAAGUACAUGUAUAGCACCGCCCCGCAGCCGAGCAAAUCAGAUGCGCAUACGGUACCACUUGCAGGAUACGGGUACGGCUUGCCAUUAUCCCGGCUGUACGCCAGGUAUCUGCAUGGUGACAUCGUGCUGCUUAGCUGCGAGGGUUAUGGAACGGAUGCUAUUAUUUAUUUAAAGGCGCUAUCUACCGAGGCGAACGAGCUGCUGCCGAUAUUUAACAAGACGUCGUCAAGAUUCUACCGUACGUCGGUACCCACUACGGACUGGAGCAGCCAGUGCGGCGGUGGGAUGGCGACGCGUCAGCUUACCAUGAGUCACGCUCAAGGCCACAGACUCCCGCACGGAUUGGAGGUUACUCAUUUAUAGCAGAACCUGAUUGACACGGUUCGACAAGCGAUCGGAGAUCUCGGAAAAAUUUCUUCUGACCGCGUGCCGCAAGGAAUGCUUCCAAAAGAGAUUAAAUCUACACCCGGGGCAAAGACAAACGUCGAACUAUUCUAAAAGAUAGAUAAAUAAUUGCUAGAUGGACGCUCUACAUUGGCCAAAAAAAGAUAAUAUUAUGCUCCUUUGUGCCGCGUCACAUAUCAAAUCAAAUUAUAUGAUCUUGACGAUUGAUUUGCAUUUGCCAUCCUAACGAGUAGUCCGCGGCACAAGAGCAUAUGACCACUUCACGCGUUUUUAGCGAGAUUUUCACAGGGUUCAUGGUCGAAACGAAGUAAUCUUUUGACAAUUAUCCAGGGAACGAAUGAUAAUCUCUGUUUUAUAACAUGAAACUGCGUUCGAAUGACCGGAUCUAUGACCGUUCGUAUUAUAAUUCUGAGCUUUGUACAAUGAUAUGAAUUUGGUCUUCUCAUUAGUUAUUAUCAACAUCAGCAUUUUAUUUUUAAGAAAGCAUUUUCUUUGUUGUAAUAAUAGACAGCGUAUAGCUCGCAAUGUCCGAUAAUGCACUCUGGAUUAAGUUUCCAUAAAUUUUUCCACAAGUUUUCUUCGUAAAAAGAUUUAUGAUGAAUUUACAACACAAAUUAAUUAAUGAUAUGGUUGCUGUGAAAUUUUUCUUUUUUUGACAGAUACGAGUAUUCUCUAUGUUUCUUUUUUUAAUUUUAUCUUGUUUUAUAAUGUUAACAUAUCACGAAACAUAGAUACGUAUGUUUUGGUACGUAAUCCGGUUCCAAAAUAGGCAUCCAUUUCCGGUCGAUUAUUCAAGGCACGUGACAAACUGCAGACUGUGAUGUAACGUGAAACUUUUAUUAUUUAGUCAUUAGAGCCGUUCGUGUACGCGUGCAUAACACGCGCAUCAUGUGUGUAGCACAUGUGUGUAGCAGAUAAAUUAUAAUUUUACAGAUAUGUAUAUGCCAGUUUUCCCCCGAACGACUAUAAAGAGGAUUAUAGAGGUGAAGAAGAAUACUCUCUCCCGGAAAAUGUUUUAUACAGUAUACAAAAUUCGUGAUCAAUCCACUAGCCGAGCACGACGCACUUUUUUAAUUACAUUUUCUAUGAGCAGAUGAACUUUGUAUGAAUCGGAGAUGUGUUUUCACGGUGAAACUUUUUGGUACAUACCUGACGUGCGUUCUGAGGUAUAUGUGCAUCUGUAAUUGCUUUUCUAUUCAUAUCCUUCUUUAAAUGUACGUUUGUUCAUGAAAACAGGUAAUCGGCAUUUUCGAUAGAAAGAUAUUCGUACUUUCAUUCUAUUUUGAAAGUAAUAAAUGAUGAUUUUUUUGUCUUAUAUUAGUUGUUCUCGAUAAAUGUAUUAUAUUAUCUUGUAAUUAUAUAAUUUAUUUAUAUAUAUAUAUAUAUAUACACACACAAAAGAAUAUAUAUAUAUAGUAUACAUAUAAAAUUAUAAAAUAAAAAAAUAAAGUUUUACUUUCUUUAUAUUCGGAAUUCUAUAUACAGGAUAUUCGGUAAUGGAAGUACCAACGCUUGUAAUGUGUUAGAAUUGAAUUAAGUCAAAAAGUUCGGUUUCUAAACAAGCACGUAAACUUUUGAGAUAUAUAAUAUUGUAUAAUUAUAUAAUAAUAUAUUGUAAUAUAAUAAAAAAUAUUGUAAAAUGAAACCUAUUGAUAUACCAACGGCUGUAUUAUUAUGUAGUAAUAAGUAUAAAUGUGGCAACAGGAGAAAGAUAAUAUAUGUUACUGACACCGUUUUCUAAUAUUUUCUAAUAUCGUGUUUAGAAUACUUAUCGCUCCGACACGCAAGAUGCGCGUCUCAUUUGCGAAUUCCUUUUAUAUAAUAUCAAAAUUUUAUGUGGUUAUUUGAAAGAUGAUACAAGACUUUUUUACUCAAUUCAAUCUGUUCUAUCAUUUCACUUAGUACCUUCAUACUUCCAUACAGAGCAUCCUGUAUAUUAUAAGUACGUUAUAAUUAUAUAUGUUAUAUAUAAUUAUAAUAUAAUUAUAAUACAAUUAUGUAAUUGUUAUGCAAUUUGAUUAUAUAAGAUGUAAAAUAUUCUUAUGCUUAUUGAUUCUCUACUCUUGAUCGCACAGAUACCUUGGAGCGACGAACAUUUGUAAGCUUGUGCUAUAUGAUAUUGGGAGAUGUGAGCGCGCUCAUAAAUGUGACUGCGUUUUCUACGAUGUAUGAAACAGUUAUUUUUUCCUCCGGACUUGUUUUCAAUGACGUGUAGGCAAGACUCGUUUCUACUUAUUAAAUUAGUCUCAAGUGCGACGCAUUACGGACGUACAUUUCGGAGAUCGUAGCGAGGCGUUAAUGAAGCCUUCCUUCUUUGCGUGAACAUGAUUCUAGAGACGAGACGUUUCGAGAAGAAAGGUUGUAUAUAUAAUGCGUAUGCGAACAAUAAAAUAUAUAUAUAUAUAUAUAUAUACGUAAGUUCUUUUUUUAGUUAACAUUAUACGACAGACUUGUAAAGGUAUUCGCGCGCUUGGCGCAGUGCGAAUGAGACAUGAACUUGUAAAGCGUUGUUAAUAAAUAUAUCGCAGGAAAUCUGA